AUGGGUGUAAUACGCAAGAAGACCGCCUCGCGCGGCACCGAGGCUGGUACUAAGUUCCACUGUGAUGUCUGUUCGGCCGACGUGACAUCAACGGUCCGUAUCUCCUGCGCUCAUCCCAAUUGUCAUGAAUAUGAUCUCUGCGUCCCCUGCUUCGCAGCGGGCGAGAAAUCCAAGAACCACGAUCCAUCCUCCCAUCCCUUCCAAGUCAUCGAGCAGAACUCCGUUCCCAUCUUCCAAGAAGACUGGGGCGCCGAUGAAGAGCUUUUGCUACUCGAGGGAGCUGAGAUCUAUGGACUCGGCUCCUGGGCCGAUAUCGCCGACCACAUCGGGGGCUACCGCAGCAAGGAUGAAGUGCGCGACCAUUACAUCGAUACCUAUAUUAAUAGCUCCAAUUUCCCUCUUCCUGAACGUGCCGAUCCGGAUGACCACAGCCUCCAGGAUGCCAUUCCGAAGGAAGAAUUCCAAACGCGCAAGAAACGACGUAUCGAGGAGCGCAAGGAGGCAGCCAAGGCGGCGCCCCCCACAACCCCCAAACAGAAACCCACGGCCAGUGUCCCGGCAUGUCACGAGGUACAGGGCUACAUGCCCGGUCGAUUGGAGUUUGAGACGGAGUUCCUUAACGAUGCGGAGGAGGCCGUUCAACACAUGACGUUCGAGCCCGGCGCGGGUAUCGGCCCUAACGGCGAGGUGGACGCGGAGACCGAACUCAAGAUGACCGUUGUUGAUAUUUAUAAUUCGCGACUUACAGCGCGUACUGAGCGCAAGAAGAUUCUAUUUGAACACAAUCUCCUCGAGUAUCGGAAGAACACUGCGUUGGAGAAAAAACGAUCCAAGGAAGAGCGGGAGCUGCUGAACAAAGCGAAACCGCUAGCUCGGAUGAUGAACGAGAAGGACUUUGACGAUCUCAACAAGGGGCUGGAGUACGAACACAAUCUACGCCUGGCCAUCGCCCAGCUCCAGGAAUGGCGCCAGAUGGGUAUUGGGGAUCUGAAAGCGGGCGAGAAGUACGAGCAGGACAAGCAGCAACGUGUGCAGCGUCUACUACCACAAGGCUCCUUUGACCGCUAUGCCACCACGCGUCCCAAACAAAAUCAAAUUUCCGAGACACCGACUGCCGCGAUUCAGCUCACUACCCCAGAACUUCCUCUCCGGCUACAAAGCGCAGCAAACCCCCACAAGCUGCCUGAUCUGGCUGACGUCGCUCCGAAUGACUUUGAUCAGUUCCUCCUUGGUGAUGCCGCCCCGCCCCCGCCAGCCAAGACGAAAUAUGUCGUGCAGCCGUUGAGUGGGGUAUCACCUUGGAAGCUAGACAGCGAGGGAGCAGCCGAUUUACAUCUCUUGACCAAGGAAGAGGUCGAAGUGUGCAACAUGCUACGCCUGAUGCCGAAGCCAUACCUGGUUGUUAAAGAGACUCUGCUGAAGGAGGCAAUGAAGCAGGGUGGUAGUUUGAAGAGGAAGGAUGCACGCGCGAUCUGCAAGAUCGAGAGCACCAAAACCAGCCGCAUUUACGAUUUUAUGGUGCACAGUGGAUGGAUCAACAAGGGCUAA
This is a messenger RNA of Penicillium odoratum, 1548 nucleotides long. It is a transcript of the gene adaB, whose product is annotated as chromatin-binding transcription regulator ADA2. The record is from RefSeq and is a predicted model, not a curated record. Gene Ontology annotation, biological process: chromatin remodeling; regulation of transcription by RNA polymerase II. Gene Ontology annotation, cellular component: SAGA-type complex; nucleus. Bases 1 to 1548 code for a protein of 515 amino acids. Gene Ontology annotation, molecular function: transcription coactivator activity; protein binding; zinc ion binding. The transcript is spliced from 3 exons. NCBI's taxonomy places the organism in Eukaryota, Fungi, Ascomycota, Eurotiomycetes, Eurotiales, Aspergillaceae.